ACCUCUCCCUACUCAAACAUGGCAGCCAAUACUUUUACCCAUAAUAAGAAGACCUGUAACCCCUAUUUUGAUUUAAACAGAAAUUAAGAAGCAAAAAGAGGUGGAUGGAAGCUAUUCUUCUGCUUAUCCGCACAAAAUACAGUGACGUCACUCACAUUGACACGGCUACUCUUGCCCACUGGUUAUCAGUGCCUGGCGAGUCUCUUUGUGGCCAGCACAAGCAAGAGUGCUGCAGUGACCAGGGAAAUGAUGACAUUAACAAUACUAGACAACAUACUGAUUCACUUGUAAAGGCAUGUGAUUCUCUUGUAGAGGAAGUCCACAGUCUGGUUUUGAGUGAGAACAAUACUUCAGAGGAGGCUGUUAAAAGUUUACCACCAGAUAAUCAACAUGUAUCUGGAAAGAUUAUCAUACUCUUUGAUGUUCGAGAUGAAGUUGAAUAUGAAAUAAGUCACUUGCAGGGAGCUAGAAGAAUUAGUGAUUCCAUUAGUGAUGAAAAACUGAGAGAGCUCCUCAUGGAGUAUUUAGGAACUAAACUCACUGCAGAGGGAUCAGCAUCUAACAGCUUUUCACCUGAUGGUGCUUCAGAAGAACCUCUGAAAAUUAUUUGUUAUUGUUCCGUGGGGUAUAGAUCAUCAGGUUUAGCCAGGAGGGUAGCAAAACAUAUAGCUAACUUUAACUCUCUGAAACCAGUUGAGGUUUACAACUUGGAGGGGUCCAUCUUUAAGUGGGCAAAUGAGGAUAGGGAUAUGAUCAACAGCAAUGGUAAUAAGACCAAAUUUGUUCAUCCUUAUAAUACUGUUUUUGGUUUAACACUCAGGAAGGAACUUCGGAAAUAUGAAUGAGCAUUGAUUUCUUAUGUCAGUUGGGAUUUCAUUCUCUAUACACUGGCAAACUGUGUCUACUGUCACAGGGUAGCCAGAAUCAAGAGCAACAUACAAUUGAUGCUGGUAACCACAGGUAGAUGUUUACAGUUUCUGCACCAGGUUUCAUAUUGUUACUCAUGGCAAGGUGGUACAUACUUUUUUAUUGAGUGUAUAUGGGAAGCCUAGCUUAAGUAUAGGUCACAUGUGUACCAUUCUUAGUAUUGUACUGUAAGUUUAUCACAAAGUAGGGGGAAAAAUUACGAGAGCAAACAUAAUAUGAUGGUUUAUGUGGUACUGUAUAGCUUUCGAAUUGUAAACUUGCAUCAUGUAGGAAUCUUAAGCCUAAGCUUGGGUGUGUGUACAAGAAUGGAUAAGAAAAGUUAACUCUGUCUUUUAAAAUUUAUGUUAAGAAAUACAUAAUUACAUCAUAGAGAAAUAAUGAAAUAGACAAACGAUUGAUGAUUGUUGUUCUUAAAUGAUAUAUACAAGGGUGUUUCCCAUGAAAAAAAAUAUAUUGAUAAAAACACAGAGCAUUUGAAAGAGACACAAAAUAUACAGAAUGCAAAAUAUUUUGUAAACGUGUUUAUCACAACUAUAUAAAAUAUAGAUUGUACCUGAUUACCUUAACUGUAUCAGAUUAUUUACCAUUACCUUUUGUGUCCAUUUCAAAUUCACGUGUUUUAUGUGAUGAGACAAGUGAACAUGAACCUUUUGUAUUACCUCAUCAAGGAUCAAUCUCCAUUGUCACAACACAAUGUAUCCACAACUGAGAAGCUCCAUUGUGUAUCAGUACAUGAGCAGCAGAAACUUUUAUAUUUUUUUCUCAAAAUUUCAUACAAAAAUAUGAUCAAUCUUUCAUAUACAAAAAUGUGAUUUGUAUUUCUUAAGGCAUUUCCAUUAUGAAAGUCUAUCUUUUGAUAAUUCACUCAAUAUAACGGAAGAACCUUGCAUGAUUUAAUUGCCGGGAUUAUUUCUCACCGUGUUGUUGAAUAAAAUAAUAUCUAUAUUUUGGGACAGACUCAGCAAUUCUUAGCAUUUGUUAGUGUUUAUUUGUGGCAUAAUUUAUAGGUAACCAUGAUUGCAUUCAAUAAAUUCCCUAUAAAAUGAUCAUUGCUCACUGCCUUCUCCUGUCAUGAGAAUUAAACUUAUAUCUACUGUUUGAUAUUGAAUGGAUUUAUUUUUGAUUAUAUCAUAAUAACUGAACCUUAUGCAGAGUUUAGUCAUUAAAUAUUGUGAUUGGCUAAAUUAAUUUACAAUGUUUAAAAAGCAUAGGCCUCACAUUGUCCACAGCAAGCAAUGAUCUCCACUCACAAAAUUACUGAAUGCAGGUUACAAGACCUUAUCCUGACAACUAAUAAUUGCUGCUCCUGUCAGAACUGUAAAAUUUACUCACUACGUGCACAUUUUUUUCACCGGUGAAAAGUGUUCAGAACAUAUUAACAAGGGUUUUGCCACCUCACCCAUGUGUGAUUCUGGUGUAAGGACCAGUUAUGAUGCAGCCUUUAUGUUAUUUUAAUAACUUUUUACCUUAGUAAAUUAACAAUCUUGGUGGGGGUAUCACACUCGACCCACCAUAAGCUGGGAUAAAGCUCAAGAAUUAUAAAAGUAAGAAAGGUAUUUGUGUAAACUUUAUGGUAAUGCACUUUGCUGUUAUCUCUCUUAAACAGUAAAUAAAAAAAUACAUUUUUUUUUAAACUGAAACUCAGCAGGACAAACAAAGUCAAUGAUCAUAUUCAUCAUUGUUGUGUGCUGUGGCCCUGACAUGACUACAAGAUUUGAGGCUUUGUCCCUGGCAAGUGAUUUUUCUUUAUUCUAUCAAAUGAGUAAACAAACUCUCUAACUUUGUUAAUGUAAAAAAUCUGGUAUUCAUUAUUUUACUGUAUCUGUUGUACAUUUAAUGACUUGCUUAGAACACCAAAUUUUGGAACACAAAAAUAGAAGGAAAAAACAAUAUAUUGGAAACAGCUGUUCCAAUUAACAAAUAUAUACAACAAUAGCAGA
Messenger RNA from Homarus americanus (American lobster), 2867 nucleotides. RefSeq lists its product as uncharacterized. The coding region runs from base 105 to 845 and encodes 246 amino acids. Lineage: Eukaryota; Metazoa; Arthropoda; Malacostraca; Decapoda; Nephropidae. The record is from RefSeq and is a predicted model, not a curated record. The transcript is spliced from 2 exons.